Molecule: messenger RNA, 309 nt
Organism: Rangifer tarandus platyrhynchus (Svalbard reindeer)
Lineage: Eukaryota; Metazoa; Chordata; Mammalia; Artiodactyla; Cervidae
Source: the annotation of a GenBank genome assembly
AUGGAACAUUACUUAGCUGUAAAAAAAAGGAACGAGGCUUCUCUGUCCAUGGGGACUCUCCAGGCAAGAAUACUGGAGUGGUUUGCCAUACCAUCCUCCAGGGGAUCUUUCCAACCCAGGCAUCAACCUAGGUCUCCCGCAUUGCAGGUGGAUUCUUUACUGUCUGAACCACCAGGGAAGCCCUGGGAGAUAGCAUGUGAAGAAGAACUGGAUGAAAACCCUUUUUUGUGGAUUGGUUCCAUUAAUACUUUGUCCCUGAAGUCAAGAAAUACUUUGCCAGUAAGGGACUGCCUUCUAGGGUUCUUCUGA